This is a messenger RNA of Xiphias gladius (swordfish), 3909 nucleotides long. It is a transcript of the gene nlrc3, whose product is annotated as NLR family, CARD domain containing 3. The transcript is spliced from 19 exons. Lineage: Eukaryota; Metazoa; Chordata; Actinopteri; Istiophoriformes; Xiphiidae. Gene Ontology annotation, molecular function: protein binding. The record is from RefSeq and is a predicted model, not a curated record. Gene Ontology annotation, biological process: negative regulation of canonical NF-kappaB signal transduction. Gene Ontology annotation, cellular component: cytosol. Bases 318 to 3722 code for a protein of 1134 amino acids.
CAGCUUAGAUAGACAGGAAGGAGCUGCAGCAUGAAAAAGUAUCUACCAGCAACAGUUCUGAGUUAUGAUGACUUCAGCUUAUGUGUAUUCGUGACUCGUUUAAUUUGCUCACCAGUCCUCAACUAGAUUUCACUCCACAGUGGUUCCUCGGAUUUGCACUUGAAAUUGUCCUGCGUCUGCUUCCCUGAGAAUGAUGCUGUUACCAUAUAAAACAUCUGUGUGGGCCGCAUUUUCCAUACUUUGACACCUACAGACAACUUCAGCAAACCCAUGACACAAACAGGAACAUCUGGGGGCGGAAAAUAUCAAACUUCCUCAUGGAGAUGAAGGCACAUUACGAUUCUAUCCUGGACCGAAGCAAACGCAUUACGUGGCAGGACGACUGCUACGUGGAUCUCCAGUCUACGUCCUGCUCUCUCUCUGCACGAGCAGAAACGGAGGAUCUUGGCUGGAUCCAAAAGCAUCAAGACCAGUUGCAACGCUUCACGACAACAUCCUUCCUGGAGGGGAUGCUCACCCACCUGAGAAAGAUGAAUAUGCUGAGUUCAGCUGAGGGGACCAAGAUCAAGGAAGCGGGCCGGCUGCCAGACCAGGUUAACAUGCUCACAACUAUUGUCACUGGCAAGGACACUCAAGGCUCUGUUGCUCUCCAGGGUUACAUAGAGAGCUCAAAUUGUCAGGAGGCCCAGCUCAUCAUAAACCACGAUUACAUGGUGAAGGAGCACAAAGAGGUGCUUUUACGGCAAUAUGAGCAGAACAGAGACAGAGAUUCAGUCAGCUGCCCCAAACUUAACAUCUCCUCAAGAACCUUACUUCUGGUCGAUGGACUUUCUGACCUGCAGCAAAAGGAACAUGACCUGAUGCAGGUGGGGGCAACUCGCGGAGGGAAAAGAAAUCAUCUCAGACAGCUGCCGCUGGCCAAGCUUCUGGAACCCAUGACCCGGGUCAGUUUGCCUCCCAGGGUCUCCGUCACAGUCGGUGUUGCCGGUAUCGGCAAAACCACCUGGGUCCGACACUUCAUCAGACAAUGGAGCCAAGGGGCCAUCUGUACAGAUGUGAGCUUCAUAUUACCUUUCACCUUUUGUGAGCUGAACUCACUGGAGAAGCUUUCAGCUGAGAGACUGGUGAAAAUGACUUUUCCUCACUUAACAGACCCCAGUCUGAUCCUGAGCAGCUCCUGCCAGACACUGCUCAUAUUUGAUGGUUUGGAUGAAUUCCGCUUUACUUUAAAUUUCUCUGAUGCAGCACCCUGCAAUGACCCAAAAAAAGAAGUUUCCAUUGACGACUUGGUUACUAACAUCAUCCGCGGUAAUCUUCUCCCUGAUGUAGCAGUGUGGGUGACUUCCAGGCCAGGUGUGGCCUCGCUCAUUCCUGGAGGACUGGUAGACAGGGUGACUGAGGUCCCAGGAUUCAGCCCGAAGGACAUCCAGAUCUUCCUAAACCAUCACUUCUCAGAGAGAGAAUUUGCCAGCAAAAUAUGGGCACACUUAGAGUCGCAUAAGAUCUUAAUGGUGAUGUGCUACAUACCAUGCAUUUGCUGGAUAGUAGCUGAUACUCUGAUGUACAUAAUACAGAGUGGAACACAGGAAAGCCUUCCAAGGACUUGCACUGAGCUCUACGCCCACUUCUGUUCCAUGAAGGCAGAAGUAGGUGAACCGAGAGGCAGGGAGCCUGUAAAAAUGGAGCAGCUUCAUGGGGGCAAUCGUAAACUGCUAGGGAAUCUUGGACGACUUGCAUUUUAUGGGCUCCUCAAACACAAGUACACCUUCAGUGAGCAGGACUUCAGGGCGUAUGGGAUAGAUCUACUGUUAACUCAAAGCAGUCUUGGUGCAGGAGUUCUUGUUCGGGAGGAGUCAGCCAUACACACAACAUACCGAUUCACUCAUCUGACUCUGCAGGAGUUUCUUGCAGCUACUUUCUACCAUGUCUCCUCCAAGCGGGCCAUCUUUGACUUGUUCUCAGAAAGCACCAUGUCCUGGCCCAAGAUCGGUUUCCAGAAUCACUUCAGAAGUGCCUUUCAGCGCGCACAACAAACUGAAGAUGGUCAUUUGGAUGUGUUUGUGCGCUUCCUGACAGGCCUGCUGUGUCCAGUGGCACUUAAACCUCUCGCUGGGCUGUUGGCCCUUGGGAAAGAGGAUGGUAAUCAGAAGGCCUGGGCAGCAGGGUUUUUACAAGGCCUCUUGGUCAGCGGGGGUGUUGUGGUGUCCCUGCGUGCAGUGAACCUGGCUUAUUGUUUGCAGGAGCUGCAACAAACAGAGAUGUUGCGGAGUGUAGAGGAAGAUUUGCGGCUCGGCAGCCUAGCGGGGAAGUUAACCCGGGCUCACUGUGUUGUGCUGGGCUACCUGCUGCAUGUGUCUCCACAGUGCAGUGAACAGACAAACCUAACAGGCUCUUUGAACUACACCACAGUGAAAUGUUUGCUUCCACAGUUGCUGUACUGCAGCCAUCUCAGGUUAGAGAAUAAUCACUUCAAAGAUGAUGUCAUGGAAUUGCUGGGAAGCCUCCUGAGCGCCAAAGACUGCCAUAUUCAGAAAAUAAGUUUGGCAGAGAACGCCAUCAGCAACAAAGGUGCAAAAGCACUGAGUCGAGCCCUGUUGGUGAACCGGACACUAACUGCUCUCAAUCUCCGGAACAACAACAUUGGCUCUAAAGGGGCAAAGUUCCUGGCAGAAGCUCUGAAAAUGAACCAAGUCCUGGUAUCAAUCAACUUCCAGAACAAUGCCAUUGAGGAGGAAGGUGCCCAGGCACUUGCAGAAGUACUGCAGUGCAACCGCAGAUUAGUGUCACUGAAUAUACGGAAGAAUACAAUCGGAGCAGGAGGAGCCAAAAGGAUUGCAAAUGCACUGAAGACAAACCAGACUCUCACAAAGUUGAUUCUUUGUAGCAACCAGCUUGGGGACAAAGGAACAAUCGCUCUUGCAGAGGCUUUGACACUCAACCACACUCUGCUCUCGCUUCAACUUCAGAGUAACUCAAUCAGCAACAGGGGGAUGACUGCCUUAACCAAAGCACUUAGGCUAAACCGUGGCCUUGUUUCCUUGAAUUUAAGGGAGAACUCAAUCGGGGUGGAGGGAGCAAAGAACAUGGCCCAGGCCCUCCAUGAGAACAACUCUCUACAGAACCUUGAUCUCACAGCCAAUCUAUUGCAUGAUGAAGGGGUUCAAGCUAUAGCUGGCGCAAUCAAGUUUAAUCAAGGCCUCACCUCUUUGCAUCUCCAGUGGAAUUUCAUCAAGUCCUCUGCCACUAAAGCUCUGGCCCAUGCUCUGCUCUCCAAUGGCACAAUGCAGCUCUUGGAUCUACAGGAGAAUGCUAUUGGGAAUGAAGGCGUCACUUUUCUUGCGGAAGCCCUGAAAACCAAUGCUUCUCUUCGUACAUUAUGUCUCCAGGGGGUCACAGCGGGCACAAAUGGCGCCAUUGCCAUGGCAGCGGCUCUAAUGACCAACCAAACCCUGCAAACAUUAGAUCUACGUGGGAACACUGUAGGGAUGGAGGGAGCGAAGGCUCUGGCUAAUGCACUGAAGAGCAACAGAAGCCUCAAGUCCUUGAAUUUGCAGGAGAACAAUCUUGGGAUGGAUGGAGCCAUAUUCAUUGCAAUGGCCUUGAAGGGAAACCACCAACUGACAUACAUCAAUUUGCAGGGAAAUGGCAUUGGCGAAUCUGGAGCCAAGGUCAUAUCUGAUGCCAUAAGAGCCAAUGCUCCUGGCUGUGUGGUGGACAUCUGACCGAAGAAAGAGCAAUUUUACUGAAGAGGGUCAUAUUGUACAUGUAGCUAAUAGAUAAUAUUAUCAGAAGGAGAUGUAAACUAUGUAAUUUUGUUAAACUCUUGCCACAUAAUGGUAUUGAAUAUCGGUCUUAAACAGUUUUUUUAUUAGUUUCACUGUAAUUUUAUAUAUGUAUAUUUAUAUUUGU